GCCAUUUUGAUUCUGCGGCUGCGCCUCUUCGCUAUGGCGGAGAUGGACGACGGAGACGAGCCGGGUUUAGUUCACACACACAGUGGCUCGUCCGGGUCCAAGUCCGGGGGGGACAAGAUGUUUUCCCUCAAAAAGUGGAACGCAGUGGCGAUGUGGAGCUGGGACGUGGAGUGUGAUACCUGCGCUAUAUGCCGGGUUCAAGUAAUGGAUGCGUGUUUGAGAUGCCAGGCUGAAAACAAGCAAGAAGACUGUGUUGUGGUUUGGGGAGAGUGCAACCACUCCUUCCACAACUGCUGUAUGUCCCUGUGGGUGAAGCAAAACAACAGAUGCCCGCUGUGCCAACAGGACUGGGUGGUACAGAGGAUUGGCAAGUGAGGGUUCGGGCCUUGUACUCGCAUCAUCUCCGUCCACUUUGGCACCUCUCCACCUAUGGAGAACAGGACUGAUUAUCAGAGCAUCUCUCCUGCCACCGAAUGUGUAUUCCACCUAUGUGCAUGUACGUGACUGUCAGAGUGAAAUCAUGGAUGCAGGCAGACGUUCAGGUGACGCUAGUUAGUUUAAACCCCUCUGUCACCUAAUGCAGCAUUAAGUUGAGCCAGCUAGGGGAGCUCCGGGUUUGUAGCAUCACAUGUGAUGAACUGAAGAACUGUUGUACUAUGAAUGUGUGUGUUUUAAGUGUGCUAGAAAUCAAUAAAAUACUCAAAUGUU
This is a messenger RNA of Triplophysa rosa, 708 nucleotides long. It is a transcript of the gene rnf7, whose product is annotated as ring finger protein 7. The record is from RefSeq and is a predicted model, not a curated record. The transcript is spliced from 3 exons. Gene Ontology annotation, cellular component: Cul5-RING ubiquitin ligase complex; nucleus. Bases 34 to 375 code for a protein of 113 amino acids. Gene Ontology annotation, biological process: ubiquitin-dependent protein catabolic process; protein ubiquitination. Lineage: Eukaryota; Metazoa; Chordata; Actinopteri; Cypriniformes; Nemacheilidae. Gene Ontology annotation, molecular function: ubiquitin protein ligase activity; cullin family protein binding; zinc ion binding.